GUCGUGGCGAAACAACCCCCUUUACAGGCGACGACACGCUGCCCCCGCGCUCCUGGAGGCAGCGAGCGUCUCUUGCACCCCGUCGAAAAGAGAGGCUAUCCGUGCUGCUCCAGGCUCCCUCCGGCGGGGGGCAUGUGCGGCGGGAGUCAACCGGAGCGGUAGUGGCCUUGGUCAGGAGCGGGCCGCCGCGGUCCUGGGCGCGCAGGUCAGCCGGCCGCGGACCUGGACAAGCCCCGUCAUGGUGAGCUGCCGGGUCGGCCCGGCCCAGCCCCGAGGGUACGUCACCGCGAUAGUCGAGUGACCUACUUAACAUUUUCCGGUUGCGGGGGGCGGUAGCCGGCGGGCGCAGUGUUUGUGUCGUUUGUGUGUCGUUACGUCAUGUGCAUCGUAUCUGGGGAAGCAGCCCGCGUUGUGCUUCUCUCAGCUCGUUUGCGGAUGCCCUCGUAUCUAAACGGGUCCGUGAUAUUGAUUCACGAGACGCGAGUGAGACGGCCAGCUGCGGAUGGUGUGCUAGGCCCCCGCGGGGUACUGUGGGGCCCGGGCCCCGUCCCUCCGCGCCUCGCCGCGCCGGCAAGCGAAAGGGGCCGCCCCUGUGGGUCCCAGCCGCCCCGCCGCGCCCCGGCCCGCCCCGGCCCGCCCCAGGCCCGCGCCCCGCCUCGACACCGCGUCCACUAGCUCCUGUUCCGUCUCAGAACCGAAAGUGAGCGCGCCGCGUCGCGUCGCCUGGCGUCUGCGGAUCUGCGUUCGUCCGAUCGCGGGUGGAAGCACGGGAGCGUCCAGCCCUAUCGUGUCUUUGCCGUGUCCUGCCGUGCCCGGCCCUGCCCGGCCCUGCUCUGCCGUGGCCUGGCGUGCCCUGCCCCGCUGUGCCCUACCCUGCCCCGCCGUGCCCUACCCUGCCCAGCCCUUCGCCCGCGCCCCUACCCGCUCGGGCCGCUGGCGCUCGCUCCGCUCAGUUGGGGGUCGCGCCCGUUCCGGUCCGGCGAGUCCCUCUUUCCUCGCUCGCGGGUCCAACUCGGUGCAUCGCCAAGAAGUGGAGCCCCGUGCACGGGUAUGGUUGUGCAACGGGCCCCGUAAUUAUAGACAAGGGUAGCGGUGGCCGUGCCGCACCGCGUCGCGCGCCCUCCCCGCGCCAAGCGUUUGGAGCGCGUAGGUGGCUCCCGAAACAAGAUGGCGGCCGCCGCGACCCCCGCGCCCGACGCUCGGGCCUGACGACUGCAACGUCCUGCUCGCGGCCAGUGCCGCCCCGCUGCGAGGACGGCGUCCAGGACGGCGUCCAGGGCGUCGGUGCUCGUCAUGACGCCCGGGCCGGGACAGGGCGUCAUCCUGCCCGUGCCCCGGGACCACCGGGAUGCCGUCGUGCAAACGAGAAUUGAGGCCGUGAAGCCAUGGCGCGGGCUUAACGCGGGGUCCCCCGAGGCGACCCUGAGCGACAGCGACCAGCUCAUGGCGCACAUCGCCGUGGGGAGCUCGGAGAGCCCCCGGCAGAGUCCGUCGCAGAGCCCGCCACAGAGUCCGUCGCAGAGCCCGCCCCAGAGCCCGCCGCAGAGCCCUCGACAGAGCCCCAGCGCCCUCCGGCAGGACGCUGGCAUGGAUGAAGGCGGCGGCGGGCGCGCGGGUACCCCCGACUGGGAUCCGGCGACCCUGCGCGAGGAGGACUUUGAGGAGCAGGUCGUGUACCACGUGCCGGACCAGCCCUGCGACGCGCAGCCCUGCGACGGGCCAGCCGCCCUCCCCCGGGCGCAGGCCUCCCUGCCCAGGAACCUCGUCCUAAAGCCGUCGCAGGCGCUAAGCGACGUGCUCGGAGUUUGGAGUACGGGAUACAUUCCGAGAGGAACCCGAUUCGGGCCUCUUGUAGGAGACAUUUAUGCCAAAGAUGCUGUACCGGCGACAGCGAACAGAAAAUACUUUUGGAGGGUGCAAAUCAAAGAAGAGCCCAGGAACUGGCGAAUCCGCAAGAUAUACAAGGAGGAUGAGCUGUUUUACUACAUCGAUGGGUACGACGUCAACAAGUCCAACUGGAUGCGGUUUGUCAACCCAGCCUAUUCCUCUGCCUCACAGAACCUGAUAGCCUGUCAGUACAAGAUGAAUAUUUACUUCUAUACCAUCCGGCCGAUCCUGCCGAACCAGGAGCUGCUCGUGUGGUACUGCCGCGAGUUCGCUCAGCGGUUGAACUACCCUUUGACGGGAGAGCUGAUGCUGCAGAGGAUACGGGAGCAGGUCCAGCAAACGACGGCCACGCCCUCGCCACCCGCCCCUGCCUUGCCAGCGACGACGUGCAGCGCCCCGGCCGCCCCCGUCCCGGUCCCCACCGAGGUGGGUGCCGUGUCCACGACCACGCACACGUCGUCCUCGGCGGCCAGCAGCGCGAGUCCGCAGUCGGUGGCGUCCUCCCCGUCGACGGCGGGCGAGGCUUCCCCGCACAAGGAGCGCGACGCGCACGCGGACCGGGGCUACGACGCGGCGCAGCAGGAGGGCUCGGUGCGUUCGGACGAGGGCUACCACUCUAACGGCUACCACGAUGAGGUGCUGACUCCCCCCGAGGACUCGAGUGACUCCGACUCGGAAAACAACUAUGUCCUGGACUUCAGCAAAAAGCAUGAGCGGACGCACGACAGGGCGCACCACCAUGCCAAACCAGAGUCAUCUGUACGUGGGCCGCGAGGCAUGCUCGGCCAGGAGCCACGAAGCAACGAGUUCAGGAAGGUCAAGAUCAAGAUGACCAAGGCGUACCACUACAAGGCGAGGGAGGGCGACAGCGGCAGUGACCGGGACGCGCAAGAGUCGCCCCGCCCCCUCGGCAGUGCGCUCGCUCACUCGCCUUCGGCCAGCCCAGGUCCCCGGCCCGAGUCGCCGAUGGUGGUUGAGGAGCACCCCGUCAAAGCUCAUUCGCCACAGCGCUCGUGCUCGCCGGCCACCUCUACCACCUCGCCGUCCAAGCCUCACUACGAAGACGACGUGUCCGUGCCGCGGCAGUCGUCGUCGAUCCUGGAAAACAUUCUGUUGCGGAGUCGAGAGCGCGACAGAGAGCGCGAGCAACGGGGCCAGCGAGAGAAGGACAGAGAGGCGUCGGCCGGCGACCAGAACAACAACAAGGAGCUUCCGAGGCACGCGACGCCGCCGCCCGUCUCCUCGUCACCCACCGAGAUGGCCUACUCGUACAAGAAGUCGCACCGCUAUGGGACGGUGCCGUGCAGCCCGGACUCGUCGUCGUCGGCGUCUCCAGCCUCGCUGCCGCCCCUGAUGCCGCUGCCCCCGCUGAUGCAGGUGCACGCGCUGCACGCCCUCAGGAGGUCGCCGCACACUCCCCCGCUCUCCCCGUCCGCCGUGCCGUCCUACUCGGACCUGAGGUCGGACUUGAGGUCGGACCUGAGGUCGGAGAUGGCCUACCCGUCGCAGAGCUCGCAGGGCCCCCACAGCCCGGCACACAGCCCGUCGCACAGUCCGGCGCACAGCCAAGGGCAGGGGCCGUACUCGCCGCCCUACCACUACCUGCCCUACGGCACGUCCCCUCACCCGGGGCUGCCCCCGCACCCCCAGCUGACCAACCUCAGGCCGCCCUCCCCGGCCGGCUCACUUUCGCCCGACGACGGCUCAUGCACCAGGUCGGGAUCGCCACUUAGUCCCAAUAGCCACAACUCACGCGGUUUCAGAUCGCUGCCCUACCCACUAAAGAAGAAGGACGGCAAGAUGCACUACGAAUGCAACGUGUGCUUCAAGACCUUCGGCCAGCUGUCCAACCUCAAGGUGCACCUCAGGACUCACUCUGGGGAGCGGCCGUUCCAGUGCAACGUCUGCACCAAGAGUUUCACCCAGCUCGCCCACCUGCAGAAACACCAUCUUGUGCACACAGGGGAGAAACCACAUCAGUGCGAUAUCUGCAACAAACGUUUCAGCUCAACCUCAAAUCUUAAAACCCACCUGAGAUUACACUCGGGUCAGAAACCUUACGCCUGUGAUCUGUGCCCCGCCAAAUUUACCCAGUUUGUCCAUCUCAAGCUGCACAAAAGACUGCACACCAAUGAGCGGCCGUAUACCUGUCAGGGCUGCAACAAGAAAUACAUCAGCGCUUCAGGCCUUCGGACUCACUGGAAGACGACGAGCUGCAGACCUCACAAUAUGGAGGAGGAGCUGGCACUCGCAGCCGCCGCGGGCUCACCGCCCGGCUACUACGAGUACGCAAGCUCCGACGCGAGUGUGGGGAGCGUCGAGAAGGAGACCCUGGACGUGGACUCGAGGGACUCGUUUGAGGCGCAGCACAUCUCUAUGCUGCCGCAGCUGCCGCAGCUGCCGCCGCAGCAGCACCAGUCGCCGUCCUCCUCCCAGCCACCGCUGCCACCCCCGCAGCACCACCAGCCUCCCCAGCACCCGCAUCCUCCCCCGCCACACCACCCCCAUCACCUCCCCUCCCACCACCAGCUGAUGCAACUCCACCAGAGCCAUCAGCCUCCUCAUCCGCCGCACCACCCGCACCACCCUGCGCUGCAGCAGCAGCAGCAGCAGCACCUGAGUGCGCCGCCGCCUGGUCCGCCGUCUCACCAGGGUCAUCAGGUGCACCUUAGCCACCAGGGCCACCAGGCCCAUGGUACCCAUCACCACCUGCCCCAAGUGGUACCCCAGCACCUACCAGGCAGCCAUGUGUCUCCCUUGGCGACCCAUGGCCUGAGUCAUGGCCUGGGCCACAGCCACGGCCAUCCUGCCCACAAUGGACAUAGCAUGAACAGCUCAGAUGCGCCCAGGCCGUCGGUUAUAGAAAGCUCUCAGCCUCACAUCAUUGAGUGUACUUAAUUUGUUACGUACAAAAAUUAUAUAUUGCCGCUUUGUUUUGUUUUUUCUUGUUCUUUUUCAAAAUGAAGUUUGGCCCUGUUUUUUUUUAAAGUAGAGUAUAUUUAAUGAAAAAAAAGAAGUGUGAUAUUGAGAGUGUGUUAGGGGCGGCCGGUGGCUGUAAAAGUUGUAAAUUGUGCUAGUGACUGGACUGCUCCCUACACACGACAGUUUUAGUCAUUAUUCCUGUCCUAUUUUUUGUGCUCUGUGUUGUUGAUUUAUUGUUGUUAUGUUAUUAAUUAGAUGAGAAAGACAUUAUUGCGUGCAAUAAAUUAAUUUUCAUCUGCGCCCAGGCUUCUGUGAAAUAUGUGCUGAAAAUUAAAUACUCAGUUGUAAGAGAAUGCUCUUUUACAGUGGAUCACAUAUUUGUGUUUCCAUUAUCUGAUACCAAUUUUUAUCUCGGUUUUCCUCCUUUUUGCAAGUAGAUCAUGUAUAUAAAUUCUGUCCUAAAUCGUUCAAAAAUUUUAUGACCAGCUAUUGGUCUCCUUUGUUCUCUGUCUCUGUACCAUACUACCUUAUUUUCAUGACUGAUGUUUCAAUCGCCUAUAGACAGAAUCAACUUGGUAUUAGGAUGCUCAUGUAAAUUGCAUAAUUCUUUCUUCUCUACUCAUUGUGUAGUUUGAUUUCAUUCAUCCCACUUCAUGCACAUAUGCUUGCAAUGUAUUGGUAAUUAGGUCAAAAUACAUUGUUGCAUUGCAGGAUCUUACCCUAUGCUGUAUAAAUGAAGUGUAAUACUUUUAAGAUUACAUUAGACUGGCCUCCGCUACAUUAUUCAUUCAUGAAAAUGUCAUGAUCUAUUCAUGUUGCUGUGUUAUUUCCUUGUAAUUAAUGUAGGUUACUUCAUCUACUUCUUAAUUCUCUGCUUUGCUUUCUAUUGUACGUGUAUGUCAUUUUUUAAGGCAGUGCAUCAACAUUCUUGUACCUAGUUGGUUUUCUUUUCAUAAGAACUGUAAAGUAACUUUUUCUAGAAAAGACAAAUUCAUAACAAUUCAUUUUAUUGAAACUUUCAUAAAUAUAUUUUUUUCAUGAAUUUUUGAGAUCUAUUUGGGAUUAUCCCGUUUAUAAAAUGUGUCUUCUAAAUGUAAAAUUUUUCUUAAUUAGCUGACUUUCCGUUUAUCCGUACAAACAGAGUAACAUGAGCAAUGUCUGACCAGUUUUGUUUUGCUCAUACCCAUGUUCCUGUUGUUUUUUACUGGUUCACAAGCAAUAGCCCAAAUUUAUUCCAUUUUCUGAAACCCGGACUGUUAAUUUUAAGGUCAUAUUUCUGAGAGCUUUAUAUUGUUGAUCUAUUGUCUUAAUUUCAUUAAUUCAAUAAGUUUCAUCCUAUGAAAUCGGUGUGCGGAGCUUUAAAUGCUUUUUAGUGCUGGAUUUCCUAUCUAUCAGGUGAAGUAGACCUCAUGUCAAUGCCAACUUGCCUUGUUUGUGAGUCACCCCAAUUAAUAUAAUGUAGUGAAACAAGAUCUUGCAAACAUGAGAGUAGUGCUACUACUCCCAUGAUACAGGGGUCCAAAUUAGGCAAUUAUGUUGACAACAGACUGAUGGGGUUUGUGUAAUUCCUGUGGACUUAUGUUCCUAAAACCAUGUCAAAGUGGAUGAUACUACACUAUUUGAUCUCAACCUUAUUGUUAUAUGGUGUGUGACAUGAAAUAAUCCCAGUUCAUUUUAUAUGAAACACUGUGAAUGUAGGAGUAGUAGAAUUUAUCUGAUUAAUAUAGUUAAGUGAGCUUUCAAUUUAUGUUCAAAAUUAGUUCAACUGUGGUGUAAGACUCGUAAUGUUCAAAAAGUGUUGAUGUGCAAAGGACUUUCUAUGUACAAAUAAGCCACUGGCCACAGAUCAAUUGUGCAUUGCUCAACCCGUAUUUCUUAUUUUUGUACCAAACAUGUUAGUCAAAAAAAUCUUUGACUAACAGAAUCCCUUAAUUGUUGCCUUGCAAAUGACUGGUUAUUGCUGAAUAAAACUAUUACCUGGCCUCUCAGGAGGAUAUCAAUUUGAGCCAUUCUUCAAUUGGCUGUUCAGCUCAGCUCUAUUCCUACAAAGUUUGAAAUCAGAUCUCUUGCUUCAAACUUGAGAUCAUUGAGUGUAUUAUUUUUUUUACAUAUUACAAUGAACUGAUUUUCCUGCCAGAUAAAAUGAUAAAUAAUGCAGUUAUGCAGGAUUACCAGACAUAAUCUUUCCUUUGCGGUAAUUGAUUUCAUAAAAAAAAAGAAUGAAGUAGCUUUAUAUAUUUUCUACUAUGUCUCUCAAGCUGGAUAAAAAGCCUAAAGCACAAACCAAAUUUAUGACGCCAGAAAUAUUAAAAAAAACUUUGUGGGACAUUAUUGACAGUGCCUUUACCAAUUUUUAAUUGUAGAAUUACCCUUAUGUAACUGAAACUGACUGUGUUAAAUUUCCUAACAUGAUUGAACUUUUGAAAAUUUUCUCGUUUUAUGAUUUUAUCUUACUAUCUGCAUUUGAAACAUAGAGCUCUGUAUUUAUGUAAGUUUUUAUUCCUUCUCAGAUCAGAUUACAAAACAUAUACUUAGAGUUCAUGCAAAACUGUAUUUAUUUUCAACUAUGAAUUUGUGAUGGUGCAAGCUAUUCCAUAAUUGUUAGGUAUUUUGGUCUUCCUAUAGAACGUUGUAUGCCCAUCACAACAGUCACAUACAUUGCUUAUGUGCUUCUAUUAUGAGUAUGUAUUAACAAUUGUGUUUGGUUUAUUCAAAAGUUUCACCUUAUUCUAAAAUUAUCCAUGCACAACACAUUCUUUUUCAUCAACAUACCAAGACUUUGGAUGGUGGCUCAUUUGUUGAAAUCUUGUCAACUCUUUUGUCAUGUUAGUAGUUCAUGAUUGUACUCUACAAUUUGUUAAAUCUUAUACAUCUCUCAUUAUUGAACAUAAACUAUUUCUGGAUAUUACUAUUUAUACCUAAACCUAAAAUGAUAAUCUUGCAAUGUAAAAUAGAUAUUGUGAUAGAUCUUUCUUUUGUUUUGUGCUGGCACAUAGGCUGAUUUGCUUUAAUUGCCUGCCAUUCCGAUAGAUGUUGACAUGCGUCAAAAAGCAAGAGGUCAGUUACUUACUGGGUAAGAGACAAGGUGAGAGAACUGCAUCUUCUGACAAAGUCUCAAAAUCCCGUAUUUUUGGCUCAACUUCGACCACUUGUUUUUGUUCCAAUGUCGAUGUUUGUGUAAAUAGCUUUAGAUUAGUAAUUUGAAAAGCUGUGUGGUAAAUAUAAAUAUAUAUAUAUACAUAUAUUUUUUGUUUGUAUAUGAAAUGUAUGAAAGAUGGCACUACCUUUGCUGUGCUCGCCCACAGACCCAUGACUGAAAGCCAUAACAAAUUCAAAUAUGAAUGAAUAAACAGUUCAAAAUAA
This is a messenger RNA of Frankliniella occidentalis (western flower thrips), 8172 nucleotides long. RefSeq names its product PR domain zinc finger protein 1 (gene Blimp-1). The transcript has 11 exons. Gene Ontology annotation, molecular function: DNA-binding transcription repressor activity, RNA polymerase II-specific; histone deacetylase binding; RNA polymerase II cis-regulatory region sequence-specific DNA binding. Lineage: Eukaryota; Metazoa; Arthropoda; Insecta; Thysanoptera; Thripidae. The record is from RefSeq and is a predicted model, not a curated record. Gene Ontology annotation, cellular component: nucleus; cytoplasm. Bases 1294 to 4785 code for a protein of 1163 amino acids. Gene Ontology annotation, biological process: cell fate commitment; regulation of transcription by RNA polymerase II.